This is a messenger RNA of Diachasma alloeum, 1176 nucleotides long. RefSeq names its product vacuolar-sorting protein SNF8 (gene lsn). The coding region runs from base 124 to 879 and encodes 251 amino acids. Gene Ontology annotation, cellular component: ESCRT II complex. The transcript has 4 exons. The record is from RefSeq and is a predicted model, not a curated record. NCBI's taxonomy places the organism in Eukaryota, Metazoa, Arthropoda, Insecta, Hymenoptera, Braconidae. Gene Ontology annotation, biological process: protein transport to vacuole involved in ubiquitin-dependent protein catabolic process via the multivesicular body sorting pathway.
GUAGUUUUAUUUAUUUGUGUGUGCAUUCGUGACUGAAGUUUUGGAGGAUACGACCAGCUGAUUGUCUAUUUUGACAUUGAUUUUUAUUUUAAUUUGUUCGGAUUUUAACCCCUCAGCUUCAUCAUGAGAAGAAAACCAGGAAUAGGAGCAAUCCACAAGCAAAAGCUCGAGCAAGAGAAGUACAAAGACAAGGGAACAGAGAUCCAAGAGAGUCAACUCGAGCAGAUGACGAAGCAGAUGGAGAUAUUUCGAACGAACCUCGAAGAUUUUGCAACCAAGCACAAGAACGAGAUAAAAAAGAACGCGCAGUUUCGUCGUCAGUUCACCGAGAUGUGUGCCUCCAUAGGAGUUGAUCCAUUAGCCUCAGGAAAGGGUUUCUGGUCUGUGUUAGGCAUCGGUGAUUUUUAUUACGAGCUCGCGGUGCAGAUAGUCGAGGUCUGCAUGGCGACCAAUUACAAGAACGGGGGACUGAUCACCCUGGAUGAGUUGAGGGAACGUUUGGUCCAGGCCAGAGGUAGGAGGAAGGAGCAUCAAGACAUCACGAACGAGGAUUUACUCGCAGCUGCGAAAAAACUCAGGAUCUUUGGGAAUGGGUUUUCGAUUGUUCCAAUUGGAAGGGGAAAGUAUCUUGUGCAGUCAAUUCCUGGGGAGUUGAGUAUGGAUCACACUGCUGUCCUGCAGCAGGCUAGUGUCUCGGGGAAUGCUUAUACCUCUGUGGGGCUUCUGGAAGGAGAAUUGAAGUGGGAACGGGAUAGGGCUCAGAAGGCUCUUGAUCACAUGAUGAAGAUGGGACUAGCCUGGCUGGACGAACAGGGGGAGGAGGGGAAUCUCUACUGGUUCCCCAGCUUGUUCACUGCCUGUGUGGACUCUUCAUCCUAACAGCUCUAUUAUUCUUGGUACGCUGCACACUGUGCUAUUAAUUGUGAUAAUCCUAACUCGACGUCGUCAUCUGAAAUCAUCAUCGAAGCUGAAAUAAAAUGAAUAAAAUGAGUUUCAUUUUCGAGGGCGACAUUGUUGAUCUACUUGAAAGCUUGAAACCUCACCUUGCAGUUCUUCAAGUCCGCCUGAAGACUCUCCACAAUGGCCUCGUACUCCUGAAUGAUGGAAUUUCGCUCGUCGACACUAGGAACAUUGAAAUAUGUAAUAAUUCCAUAAAUAAUUAUUUUUCAAGCAUUC